Lolium rigidum is the source of this 1259-nucleotide messenger RNA. Its product is annotated as ribonuclease MRP protein subunit POP4. The transcript has 9 exons. Gene Ontology annotation, molecular function: ribonuclease P RNA binding. The record is from RefSeq and is a predicted model, not a curated record. Gene Ontology annotation, cellular component: ribonuclease P complex; ribonuclease MRP complex. NCBI's taxonomy places the organism in Eukaryota, Viridiplantae, Streptophyta, Magnoliopsida, Poales, Poaceae. The coding region runs from base 164 to 1120 and encodes 318 amino acids. Gene Ontology annotation, biological process: rRNA processing; tRNA 5'-leader removal.
CGUUUUUAGCGUGUUAUUAAUCUUGAUUCUGUUAGUUCACUAAUUAGUUCGUGCAGUGCAGUGUAUGUGCUGCUGGGACUGGGAGGAGCUAUAAUCUCUCUACCUUGUAGCUUUCAGUUUGAGUGCACUGUAGAUGUCAUUGACCUUUGUGUGAAAGGGCUCAAUGUCAACUAUUUCUGAUCAGAAGAAACGGACCUUAGAAGCCAUUCAACAACGGUAUGCAGCAGCUAAAGCUAAGAAAGUGCAAGAUGAACAGGCUAAGUCCCAGAAGAGCAAUGAUAGGACCCCCAAGCCCAAGUUUGAUGUACAAAAGAAAGGAAAAACUCCCGAAUUGACUCCAUGUCGAACUUCUACACUUAAAGCUCAAGCAAGUUCCAGUUAUCAGCAAAAACCGUCUGCUUCCUCAGGUGGAGAAGUCCACCCUAUAUACUCUGAACUUUCAUUCGCUCUUCAUAAAAAUUUGUCCCAAGAUGACCAAGAUGGCUUUUCGAAUCUUGAUAACACAGACGUAGUUCACAGUAUUGUUUAUGAUAUAAUUCAGAAAGGUGGAGAAGCCGGGAAAAUUACCAAGGGAUCGAAAAAGUUAAAGCUUGACAAAGGAAUUCUUUUAGAUAACUAUGUCCAGAGGGGUCCUAUCUUAGUGGAUGCACAAUCACGGUCUUUGUUGAUUCACUCGAAGCGAUCAAAAAGACACAUGUCAAUGAAGCAACAUAAGAAAUGUGGAUCAUUUGAUUUACCAGAUACAUUCCACAGGUUUGACCUCUAUAAGCCAAUGCAUGAAACGUGGAAACAGUAUAUCCAAGAGCUUACUAGAAGUACUGCGAAAAAACUUUUGCCUGAAUACCUCCUUUCAGCAGAUCUUCAUGGGGCCCUUAUAAUUGUGGCAGAAUGCAAAGCCGCCUCAUAUCAAGGUGUGAGUGGCAUCAUGAUUAGGGACACUGCAGAGACUUUUGGAAUUAUAUCAGAGGGCAAUCGCUUCCGAGUUGUACCGAAAGCUGGGUCAGUUUUCGUCCUCCAAGCCGACCGCUUGAAGGUUACACUGAUCGGCGACAAGCUCUCGCCAAAGGAGAGGCUGAAGGAGACCCAACGCCUGCAGCGUGCGCAGUCACUGAUCAGAUAGAACUUCUAAAACCCAACGGGAAAAGCUGAAGAAAAACCAGCUCCAGGACCAUGUGCAGUGACUGAUCAGAUAGUAUCCAACAUGCUUAACUCUGUUUUUUUCUUCAACAAAUUUCGCCCCAGAGGAACCUGUACAGUAU